Molecule: messenger RNA, 1098 nt
Organism: Yamadazyma tenuis ATCC 10573
Lineage: Eukaryota; Fungi; Ascomycota; Pichiomycetes; Serinales; Debaryomycetaceae
Gene: RCL1
Product: rRNA-processing endoribonuclease
Biological process (GO): endonucleolytic cleavage of tricistronic rRNA transcript (SSU-rRNA, 5.8S rRNA, LSU-rRNA); ribosome biogenesis
Cellular component (GO): nucleolus
Molecular function (GO): RNA endonuclease activity
Source: RefSeq, a predicted model, not a curated record
AUGUCUAAUAAGGGAGCUAAAAUUGCUACGUUUGAAGGUAUCCGUAACUUUCGAUUCCGUCUUGUGUUAGCUACCUUGGCCGGUACCCCCAUUAAGAUUGCUAAAAUUAGAUCAACUGAAUUAAAUCCAGGUUUGAAAGAUCACGAAGUAUCUUUCUUAAGACUACUUGAAGCCACCACAAACGGGUCACAAAUUGAAAUUUCUUACACCGGUACAACCGUGAUAUUUCGGCCAGGCAUAAUAACUGGUGGGGAGUUGACUCAUAACUGCCCCCAUGGAAAACCCAUCAGUUACUUUCUAGAGCCAAUGUUAAUGCUUGCACCAUUUUCUAAGAAGAAAUUCUCCAUUAUUUUCAAAGGAUUAACUAGUUUGGGAUCCAAUGACAUCGAAAUCGAUAGCUUGAAAUGGGGGAUGAUUCCCUUAAUGGAAAAAUUCGGUAUUCGUGAAGUAUCUAUACACAUAUUGAAAAAAGGUGCUCCUCCAGUAGGAGGAGGUGAAGUACAUUUAAGAUGUAAUUCGUUGAUACCUCAACCAUUAACAAUCCAUGCCCUCGAAGAGCCAAAGUUUUCUGCUAUUCGUGGUGUUGCCCACUGUGCUCGUGUUUCUCCUUCAGUGGUGAAUAGAAUUAUCGAACAAGUAUGUGAAGUUCUUCGUCCGACAGGAGUCCAAGUGAACAUUUCAGCAGACGUUUGGAGAGGAGACAAUAGUGGAAAGUCUCCAGGUUUUGGUCUUAUUCUUGUGGCUGAACUGAAACAGGGAUGGAGAAUAUUUACCGAUGGAGUUGGGACGCCUGGAAGCCUUCCGGAAGAUUUGGCCAAAGAAGUUUCCUAUAAGCUUUUAGAGGAGCUUUCCCAAAGUUCUGUAGUUGGCAGAAGACAACUAAUGAUGGCUACCUGUUUCAUGGCCAUUGGGAAAGAAGAUGUGGGAAGAAUGAAGAUUCACAAAAACCAAGUCGAUGAGAACUUGAUUUGGCUUCUCAGAGAUAUAAAGACUGUGUUAGGCACAGAGGCAUUUUUGAAGGAGGAUGACAGUGACGAUGGAUUCAUUCUUUCAAUCAAAGGUGUCGGAUUCACAAACGCAUCAAAGAAAAUUGCUUAA